Molecule: messenger RNA, 2211 nt
Organism: Saimiri boliviensis boliviensis (Bolivian squirrel monkey)
Lineage: Eukaryota; Metazoa; Chordata; Mammalia; Primates; Cebidae
Source: RefSeq, a predicted model, not a curated record
AUGUUCUACGCACAUUUUGUUCUCAGUAAAAGAGGGCCGCCAGUGGCCCAUUGGGAUAAGAAGCUAACCAAAGCCUAUGAUUUCAAGUGUAAUUUAGAGAGCAGCGUGGAGAAUAUCAUCUCACCAAAGGUGAAAAUGGCAUUACGGACUUCAGGACAUCUCUUACUGGGAGUAGUUCGAAUCUAUCACAGGAAAGCCAAAUACCUUCUUGCAGACUGUAAUGAAGCAUUCAUUAAGAUAAAGAUGGCAUUUCGGCCAGGUGUUGUUGACCUGCCUGAGGAAAAUCGGGAAGCAGCCUAUAAUGCCAUUACUUUACCUGAAGAAUUACAUGACUUUGAUCAGCCACUGCCUGACUUAGAUGACAUCGAUGUGGCCCAGCAGUUCAGCUUGAAUCAGAGUAGAGUGGAAGAGAUAACCAUGAGAGAAGAAGUUGGGAACAUCAGUAUUUUACAAGAAAAUGAUUUCGGUGAUUUUGGAAUGGAUGAUCGUGAGAUAAUGAGAGAAGGCAGUGCUUUCGAGGAUGAUGACAUGUUAGUAAGCACUACUGCUUCUAACCUCCUAUUAGAGUCUGAACAGAGCACCAGCAAUCUGAAUGAGAAAAUCAACCAUUUAGAAUAUGAAGACCAAUAUAAGGAUGAUAAUUUUGGAGAAGGAAAUGAUGGUGGAAUACUAGAUAACAAACUAAUUAGUAAUAAUGAUGGCAGUAUCUUUGAUGAUCCCCCUGCCCUCUCUGAGGCAGGGGUGAUGUUGCCAGAGCAGCCUGCACAUGACGAUAUGGAUGAGGAUGAUAAUGUAUCAAUGGGUGGGCCUGAUAGUCCUGAUUCAGUGGAUCCUGUUGAACCAAUGCCAACCAUGACUGAUCAGACAACACUUGUUCCAAAUGAGGAAGAAGCAUUUGCAUUGGAACCUAAUGAUAUAACUGUUAAAGAAACAAAAGCCAAGAGGAAGAGGAAGCUCAUUGUUGACAGUGUCAAAGAGUUGGACAGCAAGACAAUUAGAGCCCAACUUAGUGAUUAUUCUGAUAUUGUCACUACUUUGGACCUGGCACCACCCACCAAGAAGUUAAUGAUGUGGAAAGAGACAGGAGGAGUAGAAAAACUGUUUUCUUUGCCUGCUCAGCCUUUGUGGAAUAACAGACUACUGAAGCUUACACACUGUCUUACACCACUUGUACCAGAAGACCUUAGAAAAAGGAAGAAAGGAGGAGAGGCAGAUAAUUUGGAUGAAUUCCUCAAAGAGUUUGAAAAUCCAGAGGUUCCUAGAGAGGACCAGCAACAGCAGCAUCAGCAGUGUGAAGUUAUUGAUGAGCCUAUUAUGGAAGAGCCAAGCCGCCUCCAGGAGUCAGUGAUGGAGGCCAGCAGAACAAACCUAGAUGAGUCAGCAAUGCCUCCACUGCCACCUCAGGGAGUUAAGUGAAAAGCUGGACAAAUUGACCCAGAGCCAGUGAUGCCUCCUCAGCAGGUAGAGCAGAUGGAAAUACCACCUGUGGAGCUUCCCCCAGAAGAACCUCCAAAUAUCUGUCAGCUAAUACCAGAGUUAGAACUUCUGCCAGAAAAAGAGAAGGAGAAAGAGAAGGAAAAAGAAGAUGAUGAAGAGGAAGAGGAUGAAGAUGUUUCAGGGGGUGAUCAAGAUCAGGAGGAAAGAAGAUGGAACAAAAGGACACAGCAGAUGCUUCAUGGUCUUCAGCGUGCUCUUGCUAAAACUGGAGCUGAAUCUAUCAGUGUGCUUGAGUUAUGUCAAAGUAUGAACAGAAAACAAGCUGCUACAAAGUUAUACAGCUUCUUGGUUCUUAAAAAGCAGCAAGCUGUUGAGCUGACACAGGAAGAACCAUACAGUGAUAUCAUCACAACACCUGGACCAAGGUUCCAUAUUAUAUGAGGAGCUAGAAGCAUUACAGCUAGUGUUUGUUUCACUAGUGCUUACAAAUUGCCCCCAUGUGUAGGGGACACAGAACCCUUUGAGAAAACUUAGAUUUUUGUCUGUACAAAGUCUUUGCCUUUUUCUUCAUUUUUUUCCAGUAUAUUAAAUUUGUCAAUUUCAUCUUUGAGGGAAACUGAUUAGAUGGGUUGUGUUUGUGUUCUGAUGGCGAAAACAGCACCCCAAGGACUCAGAAGAUAAUUUUAACAGUUCAGAACAUAUGUGUGCAAUAUUGGUGCAUGUAAUAAUGUUGAAUGGCAGUCAAAAGUCAUCAUUUUUAUCUUACUUCUUCAU